AACAACCUAAUAAUAAACAUUGUUGAUAAAUUAAGAAACUCCCUUUGUCUCCUUCUUGCAGGGGAUUUGGGCAGAUGGGGGUCCCAUCUCCCUGCUACAGUUGCCAUCAUCCUGUGUUCCCAAGCCGUAUCCUUCCACCUCGUCGGACCCAGGGGCCAAGAAGCAGACAUCGGCAUGCCUGCUUAGCUGAAGACUGCUUCAACCGAAUAGAGCCCCAUGUACCUGGAACCCACUGUGUGCAUCCUCAAAGCCUACGUAGGAAUAGGUUGGCCAAAGUGCUCUUCGCCAGCCAAGAACAUGACAGCACUGGCUCAACUGUGGCUACCUGCAUCAGUCAAGGAAGUCUACAGGUGGACAUCAAUCAGCUCAUCCUGGAAGAUCUGGAGGAAGCAGACGAAGAGGGAGAUGGCGGGAGCAGCAGUUAAACACUAGUUACCUAGAAUGAUCAUCUUGUGGGAGAUAAAUGGCAAAUUAUGAAUUUAUAGUGACCUGGGGAGCGGUUCUACCUGAUUUCAGAAUGUAUGCCAAUGGCAGUCCAUCCUCACAGAUCCCAUUGAACAUUCAUUGCUCAGCUGCUAUUUAGCUUUACCUUCCUUUCCUUUUUCUGAUGGUCAUAGUGGCAAGCUCACAUCUGCUAUUACAUGAAUAAUGAGGCUUUGAAAAUGUGCCCUAUCCUUCCAACCCACUCAAUGGGUGUCAAGUUGCCCUGUAAAUUUUUGCUGGCCUUGUGUACAAUAGGAUGUACAUUGGGUUGUUGUAGGUUUUUUCGGGCUAUAUGGCCAUGUUCUAGAGGCAUUCUCUCCUGAUGUUUUACCUGCAUCUGAUGUCAGGCACCACCCCCCUCCCCCCCCCUCAAAAUUAAGGGAUAAGGACUUAUAGUUCUGCAAAGGGCAAGGGCACCAGACUACACAACAAGGGUUAAGUCUUGGCCACAUUGCCAAGGCACUGACAACAACAAGGACCCCAUGAGGCUUUUUGGGAAAUGGCUGGAUCUUGGGACUUCUGCCCUUUUGUGAGAGUUGUAGUUCUCCAAGGGCUGAGCGAUGGAUUCUGUUAUUGAUUAACUCAGCGCCCAUCUGCUGGCUUCUGCCUGAAACCAUGACUCUCUGCUGCAUGGACUGGACUGUUUGCCACAACCCUGGCCAUGAACUUCCUAUCAAUGCAUGACUUGAACUGCUAGCAACCUCUGCUUCCACAUGCCCUUCCUAAGAGUAUGGGAUUUCCAGUUUGGGUUAUAAUAAAGAUCGAAUAUUGAAACAAACCUUAUGGGGUGGGAUGGGGUUCCCCUUAUGAACUAUGUAUAAAAGUGUAUCGUAUGAAAUGUAAUAUGCUCCCCUGCCUUUCCUAUUGACCUUUACCCCACAAAAAGGUGACCAGAAGUUGUUGCAAUGCUCGGGGGGAAACUCUCUGCUUCCCCCGAAGCUCUUCCCUGAUUGACUCAUUGCAUGAAACAAUAACUGUUGAUUCCCCCUUCCCGCCUUCUGAGCCUGUCUAGUGGGAAGAGGAAGUCAACAGAAACCUGGAAAAAAGAAUUGAUUAAAUUCACAAAGGCAGCGUU
Molecule: messenger RNA, 1558 nt
Organism: Anolis sagrei ordinatus
Lineage: Eukaryota; Metazoa; Chordata; Lepidosauria; Squamata; Anolidae
Source: RefSeq, a predicted model, not a curated record